AUGGCGGCUCUUAGACCUCUGAUAAACCCCAGAAUUGUCAAGAAGCGAACAAAGAAGUUCAUAAGCCACCAGUCAGACCGUUAUGUUAAGAUUAAGCCCAACUGGCGCAAGCUUAGAGAUAUUGGGCCGGAUUCAAAGCCUGCUGAAGGUUCAAAGAUCCUGAUUCCCAACAUUGGUUACAGUAGCAACAAGAAAACCAAACACAUCCUGCCCACCGGCUUUAAGAAGUUCCUUGUACACGACAUAAAGGAACUCGAAGUUCUAAUGAUGAGCAACAAGUCAUUCUGCGCUGAAAUUGCUCAUAACGUCUCCUCUAAGAACCGCAAGACUAUUGUGGAAAGAGCAGCACAGCUCGCCAUCAAAGUGACAAACCUCAACGCCAGACUGCGCAGUGAGGAGAAUGACUCAACCUGUUUAACUUUGUUCAAUGAAAGAAAAAAAAAACUACACUGA
Molecule: messenger RNA, 453 nt
Organism: Rana temporaria (common frog)
Lineage: Eukaryota; Metazoa; Chordata; Amphibia; Anura; Ranidae
Product: 60S ribosomal protein L32-like
Exons: 2
Coding region: 1-453 (150 amino acids)
Biological process (GO): translation
Cellular component (GO): ribosome; cytosolic large ribosomal subunit
Molecular function (GO): structural constituent of ribosome
Source: RefSeq, a predicted model, not a curated record